AUGCGUCGCGUUUCGAUACGUCUAAUUGUUUCGGCUAUUGCAUUAUCAGUGUGUUUUUUUGUAUUGAUAUUUAUUAUUAUUAAUGUUAAUGAUCAUACGGAGCAUCUCGAACUGCCACCAUAUAAAUGUGAAUGCCCAUUGGUAGUGGAGCCUGGUUCGAAGGCAGAAAAACUCGUUGUUCCAAAAAUAGAAGCACCGUCUAUCUCAAAAAUGGAUACUGCAAGUAACAGCACGCAAACAAUGCCACCGUUGCCUAUUUGCAGACCAGUUGAUAAAAGUCAACCCGUACAGCGAGCAAUUAUUAUUUAUUAUCCACAUCAUCAAAGUGAAUAUUUUUUUCCCGAAGUCAGAUGGCUCUAUCGUUCUUGGGCGGAAAUGUUACGUGAUCAACCGCCGACAUGGCGCACAGAUUUUCUUAUAUUUUCAUAUAAUCUUUCAAUAGAAUUUCAAAGACUUGGAUGUGUUAAUCAUAUUCGAAAAACUAAAGACGAACCAUCGGUGUGUCGUCUUUUUCUCUAUGUUCCAAUACAAUUUCGAGUAAAAGCUGUCACCGAAAAUAAUUACCAACACGCAUUUGAUCAUAUCAGAGAUUUCUCUAAAACGACAAAUCAGAAAAUCGAAGAAAUAGUUACCUUACCUAAAACAAACGAUCCCAUGAUAUAUGAUGUUAGACGUUCUGAAAAUCUAUAUACGCAUCUUCGAACAUAUGGAUAUAUUGAUUCAAUCAACACAAUCUUUGAAGGUUACAAAACAUUCAAAAUGUACGAUUUUGUGUUAAGAACUGAUAUUGAUGUUUUUAUUUAUCGUCAUUUUGGACACUAUAUUCCUGCAAAUUGUACUCUAAUAACUGGUGGCGGUGGCUAUGGUACGGAUUUUAACCGAAGGAAAUUGAGACGCAUUGCUCGUGAUAUGGACUUUGCACAUGUUGGCCUAUCUGGCAUGGGUUCAACAUGGUAUGGAUCAGCUUAUGAUGGAUAUUUGGUUGCUAAUCAAACAUUAAAUGGCAUGCUUUGGUUAGCACAAUAUGAAUUCGCUACACCAGAACGAGAGUCAAAAUUAGGUACAUUAAUGUGGCCACAAUGGCAUUACGGUGUUUUACUUCUCUAUGGUCAACAUUUAGCAAUUAAUCAUUUAGUUGGUACAAAUCAAAUUCGAAUUCGAAUAGGUUCUGAUCUUCUCGAUCAAUCAACAACAGAUGCUACGACACCAUAUGUUCAACAAGGCACACGUCUUAAUCUUCAUUGUUGGCAUACAGAUAACCGUUUUUCUAAAUUCGCAUUUAAAAUGGGUCACUAUAAGCAAGCGGAAUUGGAAAAAUACCGAAAUGACACGACAGCACAAGCUUAUGCAAUGCGAAUGGCUCUUGAAUCUAAAUAUAUGACACUUGAACAUAUGGCAAGUUUGGUGCAAAAUAUUUCAACAUCAUCUUAA
Rotaria socialis is the source of this 1431-nucleotide messenger RNA. The record is from the annotation of a GenBank genome assembly. NCBI's taxonomy places the organism in Eukaryota, Metazoa, Rotifera, Eurotatoria, Philodinida, Philodinidae.